GGGGCUAAUAAAAUAAAGGGUAGAGGAAGACCUCAUCAGAGUCAAUCACUUCCCCAAAUCAGCCAGUCUGCUGUUACAGUAUCUGCUUCUGAUGAAUCUAAGAUUUCUGCCCUGCCAAAUUCACUUUCAGUACCUCACACGCAUCCGCCUCUUAUCAACACAGAGCAAAGGACAGACACUCCUCCACCAUCUAUCCACUCAUUACCUACGGCCAUUGUUAAUGGUUAUGCAUCAGACCCAUCACCACAUCAGUUACAAGGACCUCCGCCUCCUCUUAGGGGGAUUUACCCUGCCUUGCGUUUUAAAACUCCGCAGCCAACACACACUGGACAAAAAAAUUUAAUCCCGAUGCCCAUGUCAUUUGGUAUGCAUCCUCCGCAAGGCAUUGGUAAAAACAGUGGAUCUGUGGGGCCAAUGCACCCUCCUCUGCAUCCUAUCCAUUCCUUUAUCAAUACGCAGACUGGUGUACCUUCAAGCCAACUUAUGAUGCUGUCACAAACUCUUCAGUCAAACUCUCUUCCGCUGGGUCCCCAGUCACAGCAGUCAUCUUUAUCUGAAAGUGCUAAUGUUCUGUAUUAUGUUCCCCUGCAACCAAAUAUCCUUACAUCUAUAGCCAACUCUUCAGCUGCUAUCACAACUACUCAGUCCCACUUAACUGGCCAGCCCCACAGCCAUUCCCCUGCUCCAGCAGCAAGUUCGGGUGCUGAGCAGGUGCAGGGAGCACCGGUGAUUGUUAGUUCAGAAUUAGUGGACUCGGGCAGAUCGGAUGGGUCUUGUUUAACCCCACCAAGUCACACGCCACCACAUCACAAUAUUCUCAAGUCUCAAAGUAAUGCAAGUGGUCCUGACUCUGGAACUCCAAGUCCACCUCUUCCGCUUCCAUCAAGCACCAAACAGCCAGGUUUAUACUAUUAUGUUGUUCCUCAUCAGCAGAAUAAUGGAUAUGUAUCCCACAUGCCACCACUUUACCACCAUCUCCAGCAAAACCCACAACCUCCACCACAGCCUUUGCCAAAUGGAGUAGCCCCAGAGAUGUACUGGCCUGGUCACCGCUUCCCAGGUCAGAUGGCCCCUGGAGUGUGGCCCCCUUUUCUUUAUGGAAAUAGCGUAUAUCCACCUUAUAAUCCUUCUGUCAAUCCAACUGUGACUACCAACAGUUCAAGUAUGCAAACCAACACAUCAAAUCAAGCCCCACCCAGUGUGGUGGCUAGCACAAAAAGUUCGUGUUACAACUGUGGUCAUGUAGGUCACAAGGCCUCACAUUGUGAAGAGAAUACAAUGGAGAACAUGUCAAGU
Lymnaea stagnalis (great pond snail) is the source of this 1296-nucleotide messenger RNA. The record is from the annotation of a GenBank genome assembly. Lineage: Eukaryota; Metazoa; Mollusca; Gastropoda; Lymnaeidae.